UUAGGACUGAUCAGCUGACCCGAUUCCCUCUGCACUGCACUCGAGUGUUGGUGUCGGAGGUGAUGCCCGCGUUACACAAUGGCAGACGGGGCCCUAGACGAAAAGCGAUCCAUCAGGGAUUCCGCGCGCUCCCUCAAGCGGUACGGGAGCACCAGCAGCCAGAGGAGGCCCGAACACUUGAUAAAGCAUGUUGUCUGCAAAACCGAUACGCUCCAGGGGCUGGCACUGCGUUACGGAGUCACGACUGAACAAAUUCGACGGGCAAACAGGCUGUUUGCCAACGACAGUUUAUUUCUAAGGGAGUUUCUUAUGAUCCCCGUCCCAGACACUGAUGGGCUCCUGUCACCUGCUGGAUCUGCAAGUGCAAGCCUUGUCUCAUCGCCAGCUUCACCGAUGUCACCAAGUUCAAGUUCUUCCGUGGAAAAUGGCUUUUCAGAUGAGCACAGUAUCAAUGAAUUUUUGGACAAAAUUGAUUCAUCAAUAGCUAGUACUAAAAAUCAAGUUCAGAAAGUUCAAGGGAGCAGCAGUCUUUUCUCUGAAGAUGACAUAUUUUCCCGUAAGCGGCCACCAGUUUCAAGGCUGCGUCAGCAAAACCAACAUCAGAUAGUGGCCCCAUCUUCAUCUGAAAUCCUCUCUCCACCUCACCCGAUAGUGAUGACACAAGGACGAAAAGUAAGAACGUCCCUUCAGCGUCUUCAAAGGGAACAAGACGAAAUGUUUGAAUUGUAAAAUAUCAAGAAAUGUGAAAGUUGUGGUAGCUAUUUCAUUUUGAAUGUGCGAAGAAAAAUAAGUGAUAGAACCAAAGGAUAAAUUUACCAGAAAUAUAAACUUGAAUUUAUUUUUCAAAUUUUAUUGCAUCAUUGCUUGAUUGUUACAUUCUAGCUACUACUAUACAGAAUUCAAUUAUGACUGAUAGGCUUUCAUCAGAUAGCUCAUCAAAUUUAAUACUUAUCGUCUCGGAGAAUUGCCAGAUUCUCUAUUUAAAUUAUUGAUUUUGAGUUUUUGCAUUGUUUUUCUUUUCAUCACAAAUUGUGUUGAACUAUUGUUGCCAGCCUGAAUGGUUGCUGUGUAUUUAGAGUAAAGAGCAAUUUACCCUAUAUAAAAAUUGUAAUGCGGUCUAUCCUUUGUUUCCAAUGUUUAGGUUAUAUUCAAGACUGUUAAUUUGUAUGUGUUCAAAGAGAGUAAUUGAGACAUUGCUGUGUUUCAUUAUUUCUCAUUGAAUUUGAUGUAUGUUUUUGUUAUCUAGAUCAUCUUUACUGAGGCAAUCAUAAUUAAACUGUCACAAAUUAGUUUCUGCAAAAUUAAUUUUUCAGUGCCCUAAUUAGUUUUUGCAUAGUCUGUUCAACAUAUUAUUUUAUUAUUGUAUAGAGUCUAUAGUCAGAGCGAAAUAUUUUAUCUUACUAUAAUAUACCACUUGUUUCCUUUGAAAUAUUGGGUCAAGUUUAAUUAAGACAUUGUUAAAAUAUUGUUAUAGUUUUUCAAAGGUAGCUUUAUCAAGCCUCAAGAGUGAUAAGCCUGUGUUAAAUUCUUGCCAUGGUGUUAAUGGCUGGUUUAUCUGGCUGUGCUGUAAAUGUGGUUUUGUUUUUGCAUCAAUGCUUUCAGUGAAUUUCAUUUUCAUUCAAUGAAAGCAUUUUACAAGAUUGAUUUUAUAAGUACACUAGUUACAAUUCUAAGCUUCAAAUCAACUUGUAAAUUCUGUUGGAUUAAAGCUUAAAAUCAUUGUUGCCUUUUUUUAAGUUUAAAUAAGUAGCGCAAUUUAUUGCCUUUCAUGGUUAAGAGUUGUGCAGAAAAAAGUGUGUGUUCAACAGAUUUUUUUGUCAAAAAAUGUGAGAAUUGCAUUGAUCAAGUUAUGUUGGUUUUGGAUGAUAAGUGGUACAAUAGUAAAAACCUCUCUCAUGUCCAGUAAAUACAUAGAAAACUAAGCUAAUUUCCCAGAUAAUUGACUGUAAUGGGAGUGGUGUACUUGUUGUCUUUGCAACCAGAGUUCCGUGUCUGUAACAGUCUUUUGUACUGCAUAAAUGUAUGCUUGUGCUCACUCAUUUUCCAAAACUAACACCAGCCAUUAUAUUGUUUGGAUUAAAUAUGAACAUUUUAUAGUGGUAUAUCUUUGUGUACUGUAACAUAUUGUAUUGUAUGAAUACAAUUGUGGUUUUUGAGUACACUCCGGGCGCUAGUUGCAUGUUCUGUUUACAGCUCUCUAUAAUGCUCCUUUUUAUGGUUUGCAUGUUUUGUUGCUGUGUCACGUCUAGGACUGCACUGAAUCAAAACAUUGAUUUUCACUGCUGUUGUCAAUUGUCUGGGAUUAGCUGAGUAUUAGGACUAUGGAACAGGAUGCCUCAGGUAUGUGAUUUGUAGUGAUAUUUACUUCAGAUUUAUGUUAAAAUUUGUGUAUGGUGAUAAAAGAAGUUUCCUGAAUCAUUUGACACAGAUAAUUGCUACAUUUUGGUGGUGCUUUCAUGUCAGUUUUCAGUUAUAGCCCCUCACAUAUCAUGACAACUACUCGGGUAGUCAAAUUUAAGCGUGGAGUAAGUGUGGACUAGAAUUAGACUCGGACUGGAGUUUUUCUUGGGUAGGCUUAAUAUUUUAUUAAUUGUGAUUCCUUUGAUUAUUUAUUUCAUAUGUCUUCAGUUGUCCCACAUCACAUUCUGUUGUUGUCGCAUUGUUUCUUGGGCAAAUUGACAGUAUUCAAUCAUUUCACAAUAACAGCUCUAAAUGUUCUAUUUCACAAUUUUUCAGUGGAUCGGAUCGCCUAGCGAAUGCAGGAAAGCCUUUUACUCAGCUUAACAUGACUAAAUCAUGUAUUGCGUCUGCAGUUGAGCUAAUUCUACUUGCUUGAUAGAAAAAAUUAAAAAGACACAUGACAUGUCCAUGUUUUGUAAUUCUCAUAUUUUCACUAUUUUUUCUAUGACAUUGUGGUACUUAAAGUUACAUAAACAUUGAAGGAAGUUCUAGUCAUCACAAAUAGGUAGAUAGACUUCCAGCAUUUGAGGUGGUUUCUUUGGUGUUUUCUUUUUUUCUUCUGACUGACAUACGAAUUAGCUUACCUUUUUGUUUUUGUCUGAAUGAUACUGGCUUCUUCGUUUCGACGGCGAAAAAUCUAAGAUAUCGAAGAAUAUCCUAAAAUUUGACAUAAUGUAUAAUGAAUACCAUUAAAUGAAGAAAUAUGUAUGUAAUUUUCAUGAACUGUAAUAAGAUUAAAGCCAUUCCAAGGAUUGA
This is a messenger RNA of Frankliniella occidentalis (western flower thrips), 3216 nucleotides long. RefSeq names its product lysM and putative peptidoglycan-binding domain-containing protein 2 (gene red). Bases 79 to 729 code for a protein of 216 amino acids. NCBI's taxonomy places the organism in Eukaryota, Metazoa, Arthropoda, Insecta, Thysanoptera, Thripidae. The transcript is spliced from 3 exons. The record is from RefSeq and is a predicted model, not a curated record.